AUGACGCGGUGGAACAGGCAGAAAGGUUUCGAAUUUUUACCCCCCAAAAAAAAAAAAAUUUCCCAAGUCGUUAAGGUGCUUUCGAAAGUUCUGGAAAAAAAUUUUUUUUGUUCUAGAACAUUGUCGGAGAACUUUAUAAGCGCAGCAUAUGACGAUGAUGAUGAUGAAAAAAACAUACGUUAUUUGAAAUAG
Pediculus humanus corporis (human body louse) is the source of this 192-nucleotide messenger RNA. RefSeq lists its product as uncharacterized. Lineage: Eukaryota; Metazoa; Arthropoda; Insecta; Psocodea; Pediculidae. The coding region runs from base 1 to 192 and encodes 63 amino acids. The record is from RefSeq and is a predicted model, not a curated record. The transcript has 2 exons.